Messenger RNA from Aspergillus ochraceoroseus IBT 24754, 2459 nucleotides. RefSeq lists its product as uncharacterized. NCBI's taxonomy places the organism in Eukaryota, Fungi, Ascomycota, Eurotiomycetes, Eurotiales, Aspergillaceae. The record is from RefSeq and is a predicted model, not a curated record. Bases 136 to 2307 code for a protein of 723 amino acids. Gene Ontology annotation, molecular function: protein binding. The transcript has a single exon.
CUGGCAGUCAAAACCGCAUUCCUCCUUCUACCAUCGACUUCCGGCCUCAUUCAUUGAUUUCCAAGUUUAGUGGAUUGGAGUCUACACGCUGACACUCUGCCUUCUGAGGCCAAUUGGGGCGGAAAUGCCCUGAGAAUGAACCACCAUCUUUGGUCCCGCGCCGCUCCAGCGGAAUCUUCCUCUCGCUGUGUCGCCUGUCUGAGCACUUUCACGAGCAAAGCAGCCUCCCGAACAAUUUCAGAAACUAGCAAACGGCAUCUACGUAUCGGGAACCCUGCACCUGCGCUUGAUACAAGCGUCUUCGCCGCGGCAGCUUUACCAGAUGUGCAGGCAAAGGGUAAACACCGUAUUGAGUGGAAGGAGAGGAUUGUGGCAGUGAGAAAGCAGGUCCGUGAGCUUGUGGAUGAGGAUUAUCAGCUUCAGCAGGGUCUCCCGGAACAAGGAACAAGCAGUCCUUCGUGGGGCACAUUCCAGACAAGAUUAUUCAACACGCUGUCCCGGCCGAUUCCUCGGAAUAUCAAACGUUCGCCGAGAAACCAACCGAUCCGAUCACUUCAUACUGCUGCCGAUAUCGAUGCUGAAACUGCAACUCAAGAUCGUGUGUUGAAGGAAGUACUGGAGAAAAAUGGACUGUCAUUGGAAGAUUCCAAGGAGGACUUUGAUCUCGCGAUAGAUGGGGAGGAGGUCCCCAGCUGGCUUUCACACGAUGUGAUCCGUCAGAAGGUUAUCAGGAAGCUCGCGCUGAAGCAGCUUGCUAUUAGGCUGCUCCUACGUCCAGCUAUUGCUCAUAGCUAUGGGGGUGUUCUGAAGAAUUAUGACGCUGAUUCCUCUACCCCCCAAAUGAACGUGCCGGACCUAAUCUUCCAGUUGGACGCCCUUCGGCGUAGGAUACGUCUUCUGAAGACCUUGAAGACUGCAUACAUAGACGAUCUGGCCAAAGACCUCCGUGUUCGUCGGGUAACGGAUAUUUAUCAGGAGCGGGUCAAGCUGGAUAAGCAGGUCCGACAAGACACCGACCUGUAUCUUAAUGGGCAGAUGUCUCUUGAAGAGCUGCUUCUCAGAUUGGCAAACAAUCUUCUGCAAGCAACGGAUCCGGAUCGGACGUACUCUCUGAAGAUGAUGAUUUUGGCAUUCACAAAAACCCGACAGAAUGAUCUUGGUGAAAUGGUGUUGAAAACAAUACUGCCCUACAAAUUCCCCUUGAACUCCUCUCUCAUCAUCUCCAUAUUAACUCUGUUCCGGAAAACUAAAAAUCUCAAAUCAUUUGAUCUCUUUUUGCAAAUGCUGCGCGGAGAAGGGUACCCAGUGGACAUGGGUAACCUUGGAUUCUUCAAGAAGAAGACCGUCAAUGGGGUUGAAAUAACGGUUCCCCCGGUCCAUAGCACCAAUAUUGUCUUCUAUGCUGCUCUGAUCAAGGCUUGUCUCCGUUUUGACCAACCAGAGAGGGCUGAUGCUUACCUUCUAUCUGCAAGAGCCGCCGGAUGUAUGGAUGAUUUUGCUAUCCUCAUGGCAUACCUACAGUUUUACUCUAUUCGAAACGACUGGGAAAAGGGACUUCAAGUUCUGAGGAGAACCUUGGCAUUUAUCGCCGCUACAACUGAACACCCGCUAGAAAGAGUCGAGAGGCUGGUGGUAAUGAUGGUGCAUCUUUGUGAUUCUUGCGAGAAACCUGAAGUUUCUGAAGCCAUCAUCGAGGCUGCAGUGCGCAGCGGAUUUGACUGGCGAAUUGCAGAGAAGCAGUCCGAUGUCUCCUUCCAGACCGAUCCUGAAUUUCUGCGGUGGCAUAUGGCCCAAAAGCUAUCAUCAAAGCAAAAGUUAGCGGCCCCUGUGUGGGAGAAGUGUUAUUCUUUCGUCAAUGCCAUUGGGGGACAGCUUGAUGAGUUGACCUUCCCGGAGUCCCGACGAUGGCAGAAGCUAAUGGGGACAUAUUCCGAGGAAGUUCUGUCAUCUGUGCUGGCUGGAACACCUGCUCAAUAUAGAGCCAAUAAGAUGACCAAGUCCAAGCAUUUUGAUAGUCCAAGUCAGACAAGCGCAACCGCCCGACAAGUUGAUGAUUUCCAGGACCAACAAUCCUUAGUGGCAACUCAGCAACAUGAGAUCACGGCCUUGAAGGGCGCAGUAGCUCAAUUGAAGCAAAUGGUAUUCCAACUUUACCAAACAACAACAACGACAUCACCAACAAAAAACGCAAUCGCCUCUCACUCCUCUCCCACCGACAUGCAUGAUCUGAACAAGCAACUAGUUCCAAACACCUCUGAGCUCGAUGGAACCUCAGCCGCACGCAGCACUGGAUUUCUCAAGUCCUGAUAUUGUUCCAGCAGAACCCCUUGAUGGUUUUAUAUAUUGCACGGUACGGUUUCACACGAUACCCCUGUAUUAUGGAAAUAAUAAAGUUGGAUUUUAUAUACUUCGCUUCAUGUGUGUUUUUUUUUUUUUUUUUUUUUUUUUUUUUUUUUUUU